Messenger RNA from Triticum aestivum (bread wheat), 587 nucleotides. Its product is annotated as histone H4. Gene Ontology annotation, molecular function: structural constituent of chromatin; DNA binding; protein heterodimerization activity. Bases 96 to 407 code for a protein of 103 amino acids. The record is from RefSeq and is a predicted model, not a curated record. NCBI's taxonomy places the organism in Eukaryota, Viridiplantae, Streptophyta, Magnoliopsida, Poales, Poaceae. The transcript has a single exon. Gene Ontology annotation, cellular component: nucleosome.
CGACCACACCACACGGCCGCAACAGCCACCACCAGACCAGCAGCGCACACACCAGCCAAGCCAAGCGAAGCUCGCCGGAGAGAGAAUCGUCGGAGAUGUCCGGCCGCGGCAAGGGAGGGAAGGGGCUGGGCAAGGGCGGCGCCAAGCGCCACCGGAAGGUGCUGCGCGACAACAUCCAGGGCAUCACCAAGCCGGCGAUCCGUCGUCUGGCGCGGCGUGGCGGCGUGAAGCGCAUCUCGGGGCUCAUCUACGAGGAGACCCGCGGCGUGCUCAAGAUCUUCCUGGAGAACGUCAUCCGCGACGCCGUGACCUACACCGAGCAUGCCCGCCGCAAGACCGUCACCGCCAUGGACGUCGUCUAUGCGCUCAAGCGCCAGGGCCGCACCCUCUAUGGCUUCGGCGGCUAGGCCGCGCCGGCGCAGUCGAAUCCACCUCCACCUCGCGCCGCCAGAUUCGUAGCAUAGCUAGCUAUGGUUGUUCAGUGUUCAUCGUCUUCAUUGUAAUGGCCGCAUGUCGCUGCUGUUGUUCAGUGUUCGGUGUUUGGAUGUGCCAUGAUAGAAUGGAAAUCGCAGCAUUUUACCCUCGAA